AUGGCGAACGUCCCUGGCCAGACCAACGCGGCACCGGCUGUGACAGAGUCCAUCUCCGAGUCCUCCCAGCUGUACGGCAAACCUGCCUCGCAAAUCGGGCCCCUCGACGCAAUCAAGGUUGACGGUAACAAGUCUCUAACCCUGGUUGCUGAGAAUCUCAUUCUGAAAGACCCUACGGCAACGAAAGCUCAUAGAACUUGCGGUUUCGCUGGCUUUGGCGCAUCAGCGACCUCGGCCACGCACACGAUUCCCUUGUACAACGUCCUCUGGGCCGAGCAAACGAACGAGUCCCUCGUCAUCGACUACGCCAAGCAGGUUGCAAAGAACAGGGUCCAGGCCGCCAAGUUGACCUUUGCCAUCAACGAGGCCGAUGGCGCCGACGUCCAAUCAUGGGUCGACACCCUCUUGACGAAAGCCUACGGGCCCGCGAAGCGAUGCAAGAGAGCCAAGGUCCUGGUCAAUCCGCACGCGGGCCCGGGGGGCGCCGAGAAGAAGUGGCGCGUCGACUGCGAGCCUCUCUUCAAGGCCGCGCGCAUGCCCAUGGACGUCGAGCUGACGACCUAUUCGGGUCAAGCUCUGAAGACGGCGCGGGAGGUCGACAUAGACGCGUUCGACACCAUCGUCACCUGCUCUGGCGACGGCUUGGCCCACGAGGUGUUCAACGGCUUGGCCCAGCGACCGGACGCGGCGCGCGCUCUCCGGAAGAUUGCCGUUUCGCACAUCCCCUGCGGCUCGGGCAACGCCAUGAGCAUCAACCUCUACGGCUCGCACCGGGCAUCCAUCGCCGCCCUCGCCCUCAUCAAGGGCGUCGAAACCCCGAUGGAUCUGAUCAGUAUCACGCAAGGAGACAGACGGACGCUCAGCUUCCUGAGCCAGUCACUUGGUAUCGUGGCCGAGAGCGAUCUGGGCACCGAGCACCUGCGGUGGAUGGGCGGCGCUCGGUUCACGUGGGGAUACCUCAUGAGGAUCUUUGAGAAAAAGUGCUAUCCUUGCGACCUCGCCGUCAAGGUGGAGAUCGAGGACAAACCCGGCGUCAAGGAGCAUUACAGACAGUAUACGCACAAAGCUUCAUCGACGAGCCUAGGCACGGCCGAGGCGCCCAGAGCGGAGAAUGCCGACGCCGCCCAGAACCAAGAUGCGGAGCCGCAAGGGCUCCCGCCAUUAAAAUACGGCACCAUCAACGAAGAUCUUCCCGACGGAUGGGAACUGAUACCCCAUGACAAGAUGGGCAACUUUUACUGCGGAAACAUGCCCUUCAUGGCCGCUGACGCCAACUUCUUCUCCGCGGCGCUCCCCAACGACGGCCUUAUGGACCUCGUUUGCAUCAACGGAGACGUGUCCGUAUCGAACCAGCUGAGCCUGAUCCUAGGCGUCGAUAGCGGUAAGCUGUUUGACAACCCUCUGGUUUCGUAUCGCAAGAUCUCGGCGUACCGCAUCAUCCCCCGGAACCAGAAAAACGGCUACAUCAGCAUCGACGGAGAAAAGGUGCCGUUCGAGCCGUUCCAGGCCGAGGUCCACCCAGGUCUCGGCCGAGUCAUCUCUAAGAGAGGCAAGUACGAGGGACCCGGCCCCGCGGGCUGGGAAAAGAGCAGGAUCGGGGCUUAG
Colletotrichum graminicola M1.001 is the source of this 1605-nucleotide messenger RNA. Its product is annotated as diacylglycerol kinase catalytic domain-containing protein. Gene Ontology annotation, biological process: sphingosine biosynthetic process. Gene Ontology annotation, cellular component: membrane; cytoplasm; intracellular membrane-bounded organelle. The record is from RefSeq and is a predicted model, not a curated record. Bases 1 to 1605 code for a protein of 534 amino acids. NCBI's taxonomy places the organism in Eukaryota, Fungi, Ascomycota, Sordariomycetes, Glomerellales, Glomerellaceae. The transcript is spliced from 4 exons.